AACAUCGAAAAUACUCUCAGCUUUUCUACACUCUUUCUCUAUCUCUCUCUCCCUAUAGCUGUAUGUUGUUGUUCGCAUUCAAGUCACAGUCUUUCUCUCUCUCUCCUAAAAAGUGGGUUAUUGGGGAAAAAUUUGCAGAGAAUCGCUUCGAAGGCAAGCUACAAACCCUAGCCUAUCCCAGCAAUUUUACUGUUUCAAGAAGAGGGAGAUUUUUGCUCUUACUGAUUACGAUUGCUUUUCUUACUUCACUUUAGAUCUCUAUAAAUUACUCUUUUUGUCCUGCAAUGUGCAAAUAAACUUCCUUUUUCAGUGAAAAAAUGGCGUCGAAACAAGGCUUAAAAUCAAGAAAACAAGCAAACUCUGCAUCAUCCUCAACUACAUCGUCUUCUAAGCAGUUUUUAGAAACUUCGUUUGACGCACAAACUUCUUUGGCACCUUCGUCGACGAGGAGUAAGCAUCGUCAUCAGUAUCUGUUCUCUGAGAGUGCUGCUGUUGAUGAGAAAUCCAAGGAGAAUGUCACCGUCACUGUUCGCUUUCGUCCACUCAGUCCGAAGGAAAUCCGACAAGGUGAAGAGAUUGCUUGGUAUGCGGAUGGCGAGACGGUUGUGAGGAGUGAGCAUAAUCCGUCCAUAGCAUACGCUUAUGAUCAAGUAUUUGGGCCUACAACCACUACACGCCAUGUUUACGAUGUUGCUGCUCAACAUGUUGUAAAUGGUGCAAUGGAGGGAAUCAAUGGCACUAUUUUUGCAUAUGGAGUGACCAGCAGUGGGAAGACUCACACUAUGCAUGGUGAUCAACGAUCUCCAGGAAUUAUACCAUUGGCUGUGAAGGAUUCUUUUAGUAUUAUCCAAGAGACUCCUAGCCGAGAAUUUCUCCUCCGUGUGUCCUAUAUUGAGAUUUACAAUGAGGUGGUUAAUGAUUUGUUGAAUCCAGCUGGACAGAACUUGAGAAUCAGAGAGGACCAUCAGGGAAUUUUUGUUGAAGGAGUGAAAGAAGAAGUGGUUCUGUCACCAGCCCAUGCAUUGUCGUUGAUUGCAGCUGGUGAAGAACACAGACAUGUUGGCUCAACCAAUUUCAAUCUUCUUAGCAGCAGAAGCCAUACAAUAUUUACCUUGACCAUUGAAAGCAGUCCUUUUGGGAAUAACAGUGAAGGAGAAGCUGUUAACCUCUCUCAGCUGCAUCUCAUCGAUCUGGCAGGUUCUGAGAGCUCCAAAGCCGAGACCACUGGUGUCCGGCGGAAGGAAGGAUCUUACAUAAAUAAAAGCUUGCUGACUCUUGGGACAGUAAUAUCGAAGCUAACAGAAGGUAGAUCUACACAUAUACCAUACAGAGAUUCCAAAUUAACUAGGUUUCUUCAAUCCUCAUUAAGUGGCCAUGGGCGUGUUUCGCUCAUUUGCACUGUAACUCCUGCAUCAAGCAAUGCUGAGGAAACGCACAACACUUUAAAGUUUGCUCAUCGUGCCAAGCAUAUUGAAAUUCAAGCAGCACAGAAUAAAAUAAUUGAUGAGAAGUCACUCAUUAAGAAGUAUCAAAAUGAGAUUCGGUUGCUCAAGGAAGAAUUGGAACAACUGAAGAAGGGCAUUCUCAAUGUUCCUGAACUAAAAGAAAGUGGAGGACAAGAAAUUGUACUUCUAAAACAGAAGCUAGAAGACGGGCAAUUCAAACUGCAAUCACGUCUGGAAGAAGAGGAAGAAGCUAAAGCGGCUCUUUUGUCUAGAAUACAACGGUUGACAAAAUUAAUAUUGGUCUCCACUAAGUCUUCACCGUCACGAUUUCCUCACCGUGCUGGUCCAAGGAGAAGGCAUUCUUUUGGGGAGGAAGAGCUUGCUUAUCUACCUCAUAAGAGACGUGAUUUGAUCCUGGAAGAUGAAAAUAUUGACUUGUACAUUGCGGAUGGAUAUGCUGAAAAUGACACCUUAAAAGAGGAGAAGAAGUCUCGUAAAAAUGGACUCUUGAACUGGUUAAAGAUUCGGAAAAAAGAUGGUAGCUUGGGUACUAGUAGCGAUAAAUCGAGUGCUGUGAAAUCAAAUAGUACACCAUCAACUCCACAAGCGGAAAGUGUUAAUCUCAAUGCAGAUACCAAGCUUUCCCAGUCUUUGCUUAUGGAAAGAACUGAUUCAGCGGAGCUUUCCCCUGUGGCUAGACAGGAAAGAGAAAUUGUUGAAGACUUUUCUGGACUGGAGACACCUUUGACAAGUACAAAAUCAAUCGAUCAGAUUGAUCUCCUCAAGGAGCAAAAAAAGAUUUUGUCUGGUGAGGUUGCACUUCAUUCAAGUGCACUGAAGCGAUUGUCUGAAGAAGCAGCAAAGGAUCCUAAAAAGGAGCAAAUCCAUGAUGAAAUGAGGAAAUUGCGAGAAGAAAUCAGAAGCAAAAGUGAACAGAUAGCUUUCCUUGAGAAGCAAAUUGCUGAUACUGCAACUAGUAACUAUGACAAGAUGGAUAAAUCUGAGCUGUCGCAAACUGUUGCCGAACUUGUGAGCCAACUAAACGAGAAGUCUUUUGAGCUAGAGGUGAAAACUGCAGAUAAUCGUAUAAUUCAAGAACAACUUGAUAAGAAGAUCGGUGAAUGUGAAGCAUUGCAGGGAGAAGUUAGUUCCUUGAAACAGCAACUCUCUGAGGCCUUGGAAUCAAAAAAUCAUCAUUCAGGAUCAAUAUCUGGGGAAGUUGAGGUGAACAGGGGAAACAGGUCAUCAGUAGAUUUGGAUGAAAAGUUACGAUUGCGUGCUCAGGCCACUGAGAUUGAAGAGCUGAAACAGAAAGUGACUUUACUGAACGACAUCAAGGAUCAGCUGGAACAACGUAAUAAGAAGCUGGCAGAGGAAAGUUCAUAUGCCAAAGGAUUGGCUUCUGCUGCUGCUGUCGAAUUAAAGGCUUUGUCCGAGGAGGUUACCAAGCUAAUGAAUCAAAAUGAAAGGUUAACUACAGAGAUGGCUGCUUUAAAGAAUCCACCCCCUCAGCGUAGAUCUGCAGGAACACUGAGAAACGGAAGGAGAGAAACUCACGUGAAACGCCAUGACCAGGGCCCGAGUACCUCAGAUCUUAGAAAGGAGCUAGCCAUUAGCAAAGAACGGGAACUUACAUAUGAAGCUGCCCUACAAGAAAAGGAUCAACGAGAAGGAGAACUUCAGAGAAGAGUAGAAGAAUCUAAACAACGAGAAGCAUACUUGGAGAACGAACUUGCUAAUAUGUGGGUUCUAGUGGCGAAGCUGAAAAAAUCACAAGGAACGGACUCUGAUAGUAUCUCGGAACCUGCUAGAGAGAGCCCAAGAACCGACAACUGGUGACUUACAUAGGUUUAUUUUUGCAUGUACAAAUACUGGGGGUGGGAGUUGUAAAUUGAAGAUGUGUAGCUGAAGUUAGUAACUUAGUUUCAGGGUUUUUCUUUAACAAACUCAUAUUGUUUUCGCUGUGAGCGCUGAUGAGUGUUUUUUUUACGUUAUUGAUACCCUGAUUCCGUUGUAAUUAAUACCAAUCAAGUUCUUUUUGGGUAACCUUGGGUUUGUUUGAUGUAUUACUACGUACUACUAUCUAGCUUAUCCUGGCUCAAUAGGAAAUAACCUUUGUGUUUUGAAAGGAUAAGACUAUAUUUGACUCUUCUCCUUGUUAUGUUAGAUGUUAGAUUCCUAAUGGUGAAAUAAUGGAAUGUCACCCUAUAAAAUAGGCUUGAAUUCU
Molecule: messenger RNA, 3672 nt
Organism: Amaranthus tricolor (Joseph's coat)
Lineage: Eukaryota; Viridiplantae; Streptophyta; Magnoliopsida; Caryophyllales; Amaranthaceae
Product: kinesin-like protein KIN-7K, chloroplastic
Exons: 24
Coding region: 318-3284 (988 amino acids)
Biological process (GO): microtubule-based movement
Molecular function (GO): microtubule motor activity; ATP binding; microtubule binding
Source: RefSeq, a predicted model, not a curated record